This is a messenger RNA of Trematosphaeria pertusa, 1881 nucleotides long. Its product is annotated as glycine hydroxymethyltransferase. Gene Ontology annotation, cellular component: cytoplasm. The transcript is spliced from 4 exons. Gene Ontology annotation, molecular function: glycine hydroxymethyltransferase activity; zinc ion binding; pyridoxal phosphate binding. NCBI's taxonomy places the organism in Eukaryota, Fungi, Ascomycota, Dothideomycetes, Pleosporales, Trematosphaeriaceae. Gene Ontology annotation, biological process: tetrahydrofolate interconversion; L-serine catabolic process; folic acid metabolic process. The record is from RefSeq and is a predicted model, not a curated record. The coding region runs from base 101 to 1516 and encodes 471 amino acids.
GGCAGCUCGAUCGCGCAAUUCUCUCUUGAACACUUCAAAAGUUCUCCCCUCCACAACUUGUCUUCUUCUAUAUACCAGCUUUAGAAUCAAUUGGCCCACCAUGUCUCACUACGCGCUCCCUCAGUCCCACAAGGAGCUUAUGGAGAAGUCCUUGGUGGAGACGGAUCCUGAGGUCGCUAAGAUAAUGGAAAAAGAAAUCAAGCGCCAGCGUGAAUCCAUCCUGCUCAUUGCCUCCGAGAAUGUCACCUCCCGCGCCGUUUUCGAUGCCCUUGGCUCGCCCAUGUCGAACAAGUACUCUGAGGGCUACCCCGGCGCACGUUACUAUGGUGGAAACGAGAAUAUUGACGCAGUAGAGCUGCUCUGCCAGAAGCGCGCGCUAGAGACUUUUGGACUGGAUCCGGAGAAGUGGGGUGUCAAUGUACAGUGCUUGAGUGGUAGCCCGGCGAACCUGCAGACAUACCAAGCCAUCAUGAGGCCGCACGAGAGGUUGAUGGGCUUGGAUCUUCCCCAUGGUGGGCAUUUGAGCCAUGGUUAUCAGACGCCGCAGAAGAAGAUCUCCGCAGUGUCAACCUACUUCGAGACCUUCCCCUACCGCGUUAACCUCGACACCGGCCUCAUCGACUACGACCAGCUCGAGCAGAACGCGCUCAUGUACCGCCCCAAGGUCAUCGUCGCCGGCACCUCAGCCUACUGCCGCGAAAUAGACUACGCCCGCAUGCGCGAGAUUGCAGACAAAGUUGGCUGCUACCUCAUGAUGGACAUGGCGCAUAUCUCGGGCCUCAUCGCCGCCGGCGUGAACAAGUCCCCCUUCCCCUACUGCGACAUCGUCACCACCACGACGCACAAGUCGCUGCGUGGACCCCGCGGCGCGAUGAUCUUCUUCCGCAAGGGCGUGCGCAAGACAGAUCCUAAGACGGGUAAGGAGACGCUGUAUGACCUUGAGGGACCUAUCAACUUCUCUGUCUUCCCUGGCCAUCAGGGCGGACCCCACAACCAUACCAUUACCGCGCUCGCUGUCGCGCUUAAGCAGGCCCAGACCGAUGACUUCAAAGCCUACCAGCGGCAAGUCAUCAAGAACGCCAAAACCCUCGAAUUCGCUUUCAAAGAGCUCGGCUACAAGCUCGUCACCGACGGUACGGACAACCACAUGGUGCUGAUCGACCUGAAGCCGCUCUCCCUCGACGGUGCGCGUGUCGAAGCGGUUCUCGAACAGGCCAAUAUCGCCUGCAAUAAGAAUACCACCCCCGGAGACAAGUCGGCCCUCACGCCCAUGGGUAUCCGUAUCGGAGCGCCGGCUAUGACGAGCCGUGGUCUCGGAGAGGAGGAUUUCAAGAAGAUUGCCGGAUACAUUGAUACGUGCAUCAAGCUGUGCAAGAAGGUCCAGGGCGAGCUGCCCAAAGAGGCGAAUAAGCUGAAGGAUUUCAAGGCGAAGGUUGCCUCUGGCGAGGUGGACGAGAUCAACAGCCUCAAGAAGGAGAUUGCGGCUUGGGCCAGCACAUUCCCACUGCCUGUCUAAGGUACAUGCAAGUGGAAUAUGGGCGGCGUUUUUGCUUGGCGUUUAGGAAUGGGCUGUGAGCGGGAUCUUUCAACAAAAGUCGGCUCUGAUACUGGCAUAUUCAACACGAUUUGACACGGGAAAGAGAAGAGGGUUAGAAUGAGUUGACGAUCCUGGACGUUUUUGUACGAUCAACUCCGCUUUAUGAGUAUAAGCCGGUUGCUGCUUAACCAGCAAUGAAUGGCCUUGGCUGAAUGCCCCCCUCCCCGAGUCAAAGCCUCGCAUUCUGAAUGGCUUCAAGCUCAACACCCCAUUGAAUAGCGUACGUACGUAGGCAUAGGUAACCAACAGGUCCGCUCCGCAAUUCUAAUUGCAUUCAUUCCUUU